AUGAAGCAUCCUGGAGUACUCCAAGUAGCAGUGACAGGUAUACCAGACAGGGAGUGCGGGGACCUGGUGGUGGCGUGUGUUGUACCCAAGCCUGGCUGCAGCCCCACAGCGCAGGAGAUCAAAAACCUGGUCAAAGAUUCGCUGACUGACUCGAAACAACUGAGAGGAGGUGUGAUCUUCUUGAAGGAACUGCCAACGACCAGCACGUCGAAAAUCAAUAGACAGAAACUAAAAGAGAUGGUGCUAGACUUACCUAGAGAAUAA
Messenger RNA from Spodoptera littoralis (African cotton leafworm), 264 nucleotides. Lineage: Eukaryota; Metazoa; Arthropoda; Insecta; Lepidoptera; Noctuidae. The record is from the annotation of a GenBank genome assembly.